This is a messenger RNA of Lingula anatina, 3803 nucleotides long. Its product is annotated as segment polarity protein dishevelled homolog DVL-3. Lineage: Eukaryota; Metazoa; Brachiopoda; Lingulata; Lingulida; Lingulidae. The record is from RefSeq and is a predicted model, not a curated record. Gene Ontology annotation, biological process: canonical Wnt signaling pathway; intracellular signal transduction. Gene Ontology annotation, cellular component: cytosol. Gene Ontology annotation, molecular function: frizzled binding.
AUCUCAACCCAGCUCCCAUAAAACUGACGGUUCUCGUUCCUCCAUGUUUGAUACUUCGGGACGCCAUUUUCACCAGGGAUCAUUGAAAAUUCAUAGAUUUUAGGCGAUCGACCAAGCCUCCAACAUGGAGGAGACGAAGAUCAUAUACCAUAUUGAUGAUGAAGAUACUCCAUAUCUGAUCAAACUUUCAAUUCCGGCAGAUAAAGUGACACUGGGAGACUUCAAAAAUGCCUUAAACCGACCCAAUUACAAAUUCUUUUUCAAAUCCAUGGAUGACGAUUUUGGGGUGGUCAAAGAAGAAAUCAUAGAUGAAAGUGCGCACCUUCCAUGUUUCAAUGGCAGAGUUGUCUCCUGGCUGGUAGCAGCAGAAAGUAGUGCCUCAGAUACACAGUCCCAGUGUGAUUCACAGCAGGGGGAUCCCACCCCACCCCCCAACCUUCCAGGAGAGAGAGUGGGAGGAAUUGGAGACAGUCGCCCGCCAUCUUUUCAUGCUAACGCCUCAUCAGUCCACAGCCAAGACAACGAGCCAUGUGACACAUGUACAGAGACAGACUCCGUUAUCAGCUCACGACGAGAUCGUCAAAAUCAGCAAGUGCGUUCUUCAUCCAGACAGUCUAUAACUCAUCCCAGAGACACUCGGCCAAACAAUGACAACUUACAUAUCACAAGAGUUACAAAUGGACACAAUAAGCACGAGCGUCAUCGAGGCGGAGGCCAUGGUUAUGAGACGUCGUCGUCAGUCAUCACAAGUGAUAUAGAAACCACUAGCUUUUUCGAUUCUGAAGACGAUGCUUCAAGCAGGUUCUCAUCAAUGACAGAUGCUACAAGUAGGUCAUCAAAAUAUGGUCGUCAUCGGCGGCGGAAACGGAAACAUCGUAUGCCCCCUAUCAGCAGAGCUUCCUCCUUUAGCAGCAUUACAGAUUCCACUAUGUCCCUAAAUAUCAUUACAGUCACUCUAAAUAUGGACACUGUGAACUUCCUAGGUAUCAGUAUAGUAGGCCAGAGCAACAAGAGUGGAGAUGGUGGGAUAUACGUAGGGUCCAUUAUGAAAGGAGGUGCGGUGGCCCAGGAUGGCCGCAUAGAACCAGGAGACAUGAUUCUGGAAGUGAAUGGCAUCAGCUUUGAGAACAUGAGCAAUGAUGAUGCCGUCAGGGUACUACGGGAAGCAGUGCAAAAACCAGGUCCAGUAACUCUAGUGGUUGCCAAAUGUUGGGACCCCAAUCCAAAAGGUUACUUCACAAUCCCACGCCAUGAGCCCGUGCGGCCAAUAGACCCAUCUGCGUGGGUCGCGCACACGACGGCCAUGGUGGGGAACUACGGAGGACCUGGCAGUACAAAUAUGAGCAGUAUGACCUCUGGGAGUUCCUCUAUAACAAGUUCUAUACCAGACUCCGAAUAUUUUGACCGUCUAACAGUGACGACAGACAUGGCGUCUGUGGUUCGUGCCAUGGCCCAGCCGGACUCGGGACUAGAAGUACGAGACAGGUCGUGGCUUAAGAUAACAAUACCAAACGCAUUUAUAGGCUCAGACUUAGUAGACUGGCUUCACCAGCAUAUAGAAGGUUUUGCUGACAGGAGGGACGCCAGGAAAUAUGCAUGUAAUUUAUUAAAAGCUGGCUUCAUCCGCCACACGGUGAACAAGAUCACCUUCUCUGAACAGUGCUAUUAUAUAUUUGGUGAUCUCUCAGGAAAUAUGUCACUUCUUAGUCUAGAUGACGUAGACUCUGUAUCAGAGGUGGAUAGAGACACUUUAGCUCCAUUACCUCCCCCAGCGUGGGGGGCAAAUGUUCCCUACGGCUUUAUGCCGCCACAAAAUACUGUUUUAUACCCCACGGCGCCACCUAUGAGUUAUACCAAUGAUAUGGGGAGCUUCGGGCCAGGAAGUUACGUCGGUGGCUCUCAAAGUUAUAUUGGCGGAGGUGGAAACGGUAGCGCAGGAAGUGUGAACAGUGGCUCAGGAAGCAGCGCUUCUGGUGGCAGUGACAGAAGAAAAGACAGUAAAGACAAAAAAUCAGCAAGUGGUUCAAAUAGCGGCAGUGAGACCGAGACUGGAAGUAUGGCCAGUGUGCGGAGGGGGGCCCCCAGCGAACGCUCCCUUCCCCCACCCCCAGCAGAGCUUAUGAACAUGCCACCAGAUGUCAGCAACAGUCGGCAGUCAUUCAGGAUGGCCAUGGGAAAUCCCUCCGCAUUCAUGAGCUUCAUAUGAGUAAAUUAUAAAGACAGGCAAGCCCUAUCCUAGUCCAGCCCCAAAGAGAGCAAAGGCAGAAUAGAACAGUGCAAUUGCCAGGUCAGAGGACCCAUAGAGCAAGGAUUAAAAGAGGAAUUGAGAACACUUUGAGACCACAAUGAGUCUGGCAGAAAGGCUCUUGGCGCAUUGAUUAAGCCAAAAGGAAACCUCAUAGACUGAAGGCAGAUAAAGAUUGAAAGCACAACAGCUGUUGAUAGUUUCUCCUUGUUGAGAGUUUGCAUGUUUGCCUUUCAACCACCUGAUUUUGAUAUUUCCCCCUUUUAAAUCACAUUAACACACCUGUAGCCUUAUCUCCCCUGGUUUGAAUCAGAACACUAACCUGUAUUGCUGUGUUAGAUCAGAUUGGCAAUGAAAUAGUUCUACCUUAACAAUGUCUGCAGUUUUAUCAUGCCCUUUUAAGCCCACUCUUGGAUUUGCUCUUCAAUUAUCUUGACCAACCUCACUUUUUUACCCACUUGCUUGCCACUUCAAGACACCCAGAAAAAAGCCAACCAGUGUGAAAAUAUGAUUGGGAUCUAACUUCUUAAUGAGUAGUCAGUUGCCUGGGACUUCUGUUUUCUGAUAAAUGGAUUUUUAACUAUUUUGUUGGGUGGAUAAUGCAGACUUUGGCACAUAGGGAUUUGGGAUGGGGGAGAGAUUUGUUUGCUAGAUGUGUCACUGUCCUACAUUCUGUCCAGUGCCACUUGGUAGGGCAGACACUUUUAUUUACACUCAGUGAACUGAGUCCUUGGCAAACCCAGUUGAGCAGUCAAGUAAGAUGUAAAGUGAUUUUAAUAUUUUAAGUUAAUUGUUCACAACAACAAUCAGCAGAUUAAUUGAAUCAUCAAUUCAAUUUAAAACAAUUCUUCGUGAACUUAAUGACUCGUGGUUUGCAACUGGGUCAGUUCAUGGUGUGUGAACACAGCUCUAGCAUUCCUCCUUUAUACCUCAGCAUUUUAACUUGUCUGGAAUGAAGAUAGAGAUCACAGUAAUGUCAGACUUUCCUUAAUUGUAGCACUGCCACCUGAGUGAACUAACUGAUGUGAUAGUUUACUGCCAUUAGUCUUUCCUGUGUAGUUGCAAGCAUGUGUUGCUCAGAGACAGUUUUUUUACAAGUCACAAUAUGAAAUUUAAAUAGAAAAUGCAUCUAUUUGCUAUGGAAAAAAGCUUCGAAUUCAAAUAAAAAAUCUUGUUUAAUGAUAGUUUGGCUAUUUUUUUUUUUUUUUUUUUUUGUUAAAUCCUUGUAUGGCUUUGUUCAACUUUUAAGAUCAUGUAGGUCUGUGGAUUUUCAUAUUACAGCAUGAGGUAAAUUGAAGAUCUUAAGAAAGCGCAUAACAUAUUGUGAUAAACAAUAACAAUGCUUUUAAAACAAAACAAAAAUGGCAAAGAAAAUUUGCAUGUCCCAAAUAAAAAAGAUUGAUGGUGUUGAUCUGGUGAUAAGUUUAGGUGGACAAAAACCUUGGUAGCCUGUAAGUGUGAUAAAAUUGAGUGGUGCUAGAUUUUAUAGUGAGGUAAGCUAAGAUAAUGCACAAAGAACCAGUUAAUUAUUUUUCUGUAUUCAGAAUUAUGGGAAUUU